ACUCAACUUCGAUGACGAAAUGGUAAAUGACAUUAUAGUAGCAACGGAGAACCUUAGGACGUUCAUAAGUAAGAGGGACAGUACUAGCAAAUUUAACAAAGUCUAUAUUGACGUAUAUACCUCAUACAAGUUGGUAAACAUCCGAGAUAAAACUAUAGAAGCCGAGCUCGAUAAAUCAAGGAGGUGUUAUCUAGAUAAGCUAUCAACUGAGCUAGUCACUGCAUUUGGUUUGUUACCUCCUAACAAAGCAAACGAGUUGCUAUACAAGUCAUUAGAGCAAUUGUUAGCUGCAUUGACGGACUUUAUAAAGAAAAUAUACAGUCAACAGAAGAAUUCGCGCAAUAAAUUACAAAAGAAGAAGUUUGAGAAUGAAUGGAUAAUAGUAGACUAGCUUCUACUAGCCUUUAUCUACAAUUUGUCUACAAUUGGUCUACAAUUUCUUCAAUUUCCCAAGCACCAACCCAUUUAACAAUUGAACACUUCAAAUUUCCCUCCUUUUCUAUUCUAUUUAUUAACGGACGUGGAUAUCUAGCCAAGGCCGUGUCUUGUUGACGUAGAUGAAGUAGCGGACAAUAAUCAUUACCACCAUCACCAACAUAGAACACUUUUUUAUAGUUUGACCAACCACCUUUAGAUUCUACAUAUCUUUCCAAUUCUUCACCUAUUUAUCUAUGGUUAUUGUGUGUACUUUUACUUGAAUAGACAAUCCUUACCUU
Messenger RNA from Wallemia mellicola CBS 633.66, 716 nucleotides. RefSeq lists its product as hypothetical. The coding region runs from base 20 to 391 and encodes 123 amino acids. The record is from RefSeq and is a predicted model, not a curated record. Lineage: Eukaryota; Fungi; Basidiomycota; Wallemiomycetes; Wallemiales; Wallemiaceae. The transcript has a single exon.